Messenger RNA from Corticium candelabrum, 1192 nucleotides. RefSeq lists its product as uncharacterized. Gene Ontology annotation, molecular function: protein binding. The transcript is spliced from 6 exons. Gene Ontology annotation, cellular component: nuclear pre-replicative complex. Gene Ontology annotation, biological process: rRNA processing; DNA-templated DNA replication. NCBI's taxonomy places the organism in Eukaryota, Metazoa, Porifera, Homoscleromorpha, Homosclerophorida, Plakinidae. Bases 373 to 948 code for a protein of 191 amino acids. The record is from RefSeq and is a predicted model, not a curated record.
AAGUUCUUUGUGCAAGGGAAUUAUGGUCGUGCUUGACCCAGACUUGAGCUUGUGAGGGUCCCUGGACUUUCAGAUGCUUUCACUCACCAAAUGUGACUCAUUCUUUGCUGCACACGCCACACAGAAAAAUCCACACAAACGUAUGAGAAGUUGGUAUCUUGGUGUGAUAAUGACUUUGGUCAUUCAGUAAAAGUGACUUGGAUGGACGGAUAUCAGAAAGAAUGACAUCCACCUACUCACUUUUUCAGAGUCCACAACUUUUGAAUACUUCAGUAACAGUACAAUAAAUCAAACUACCUGCUUUCAGACCCCAUCUUGGCUGUCUCCAGCAAACAGCCCUACCCUUGAGUUCAAUGAUGGCCUUAUAUAACAAUGGAAAAACUGUCAAAGAGAUCUAAUACAGCAAAGGCUACAUCAGCAAGCAGUAAUAGCUGUAGGCUUCAGGGGCACAGUCAACAAGUAACAAGUUUGGCUGUAUCACUGGAUGGCUGUUUUCUUUCUUCAGGCUCAUCUGAUGAAACUGUAAGAGUGUGGCAUAUUGGUAGCCAGCAGUGCCUUAAAGUUUUGAAACAGAGAGGACCAGUUGCUGGAGUUUCGUUACUGUUACGACCAAGGUUUUUGAUGAACAAACUUUGUUUCACCAGUUGUAUUCAGCCUUUGCAACAAAACUUACAUAGCCUUAAAGAAGACUUUAAAGCAUUGAGGAAUUUAGAUUGUGAUGCUCACAGUGUUCUGCCUGUUUUUGUACCUUCGUCAGAUGACUAUGAAAAUGAACUAAGACAUACAUGUUACAGUCGGGAAAUGCCAUUGUCGGUCUUUGAUGUUGGAGAUAAGCAAGAUGAUCAUAAUGAACAGUGCCACAUGAAGAAGUUGGAAUUGACCAAUGAACAGUUGUACCAGUUUGGCAUUCAGCUGCUUUCUCAUGAGAUGCAUAUUCACAAAAAAUAGAAAGGUUAUUAGAAUAUACACUGUAUAACCUUGUGAUAGAUAUGUUUGUGGCUAUUGUGACUAUAUCUACUCACACGCCUUUGGUUAAGUUGUACAACUGUCGUUUGGUGAAUAUUUGAAAGGAUGUACUAGAUACUUACCAGAUUUCUAGUACCAGGUGUAUAUUAUUGAAGAGUAUUAGCAAUUUAAUUAUUAUUUAUGUCAGGAAUUAGGAAGACUGAUAACUCAAAUAGAAAUUUGACAG